Ostrea edulis (European flat oyster) is the source of this 5037-nucleotide messenger RNA. RefSeq lists its product as uncharacterized. The transcript is spliced from 3 exons. Gene Ontology annotation, biological process: proteasome-mediated ubiquitin-dependent protein catabolic process; protein polyubiquitination; negative regulation of translation. Gene Ontology annotation, molecular function: ubiquitin protein ligase activity; translation repressor activity. Lineage: Eukaryota; Metazoa; Mollusca; Bivalvia; Ostreida; Ostreidae. The coding region runs from base 319 to 1836 and encodes 505 amino acids. The record is from RefSeq and is a predicted model, not a curated record.
AAACGUGAUCUGUGUUUACAGUGUAAAAAGAAACAUGUUACAGAAAAUAACACCAAAUAUCACAAUGUAGUGUUCUAUAUAACUCGUCAUACCGAGAGGAAUUUUACCACACAGUGUAAACUACGACAGUGUUCUCAAUGUCAGGGGGACACUGAGUUCUACUGUAACACAUGUAAACGUGAUCUGUGUUUACAGUGUAAAGAGAAGCAUGUCAUUGAUCUAGAUACCAUAUAUCAUGAUGUUUUGAGUUACCGUGAGAAGUUUAAUCGUUUCCCUUUACGAGAGACCUAUGUCAGACAUCCAAACAGAAAAUACAGAAUGUUUUGUGAUCAGUGUAACUUUUCCGUGUGUAAGCGCUGUACAAACCAUAGAACACACGCGCUGGUGGAUCUUAGAACAGUCUAUCAAACAAAGCGACAACAACACAGAGAAAUCAUUGACAACAUCAGAAGUGAGACUCUCUAUAACUGUCGUGUUCUCCUGGCAGGACUCCAAACUGAUAUCCAAACUUGUCCCCCACAAAUCUGUCAUCGUCAAUCACAGAUGUCAACAAAAGCCCAGAGACUGAAGGAUCUGAUUGACACUGUGGUAUGUGAUGUUCAAACAAGAUACCGAGGUUUAUUGAUUGAUAGAAUACAACAACAGAAGAGAAAAAUGAACAGACAACUUGUUCACCUACAGAACUAUGAAGACAGAUAUGAACAAUCAGCAAACAGAGCGGUACAAUUCCUCUUGUUUAUAAAGACCAGUCGUGUCCCCCAGAUAAAGAACAGUCCUAGUCAGUUAUUGAGUGUCAUCACAGAAAUCCAAAUGACAACAGGAAAACGACAAGUAGGAAUAGACGAGUGUGUGAAACUGAUGUCCACACCUGUAUUACACACGUCUGUCUGUGUGACAGGUGUUAGACGUGUGUUACACAUAUCUCGUGUGAUGUCAGACCGGGUCUGGGUCUCUCAUUACAAUCUCAUCUUGACAGACACAACAGGAGACACUAUACACCGUGUGACAGAUAUAGGAUGGUAUACAGGAGUACACACAGUGAACAGUUCUGGUGAACUGAUUUAUAUAGACAGUGAUUAUAACAUCAACAAACUGUGUACAGACAAUAAAACAGUCACCAGACUGAUACAGAGAACAUCACCAUGGUAUCCACGGUGUGUGUACUGCUCCCCGUCCACUGGAGAUCUGAUGGUGGCGAUGUGUAACACUGAUACAGAGACAGCCAAGGUAACCCGGUACAACAGUAGUGGUCAACACAUCCUGACCAUAGAACACGACAACACAGGUCACACGCUGUAUAGUGGUCCUCUCUUUAUCACAGAGAAUAAUAACGGUGAUAUCAUUGUGUCUGACUGGAUUAAUUCUAAAUGUGGUGUUGUAGUGGUGACAGAGCGCGGGGGGAGACAUCGAUUCUCCUACACAGAACCUCCAUCAGGAUCAUCACUAACACCACUAGGAAUCUGUACAGACGCGCUGUCACACAUCCUGGUGUGUGAUGUUUACACUGACACAGUACAGAUGAUUGACAAGGACGGUCACUUCCUGUCUCUGUUACUGACACGACAACACGGGGUAAACAGACCACACAGCCUGAACUAUGAUGAUAAAACUCACCUUCUCUGGGUCGGAUCAGGGGACACCAACACAGUGUCUGUAUAUAGAUAUCUACAGAGGAGGUACUCUCUGACUGACUAUCCAGACAGUGAGGAAUACGACACCAGGGGAGAAUCUGACUCUGAUGACGAGGACGUCAGGGGAGAAUCUGACUCUGAUGACGAGGACGCCAGGGGAGAAGCUGAUCCUAAAACAUGUUGCCAGCGGUGUAUCUUGGUGUAGAUAUGACAUACAAUUACCAUUAACAUUCCUUCAGCAAAUAACACUGAUCUACAUUUCUUAAUCUGGUGAUGGUGGACACUGAUUACAUUUUCUCAUCUAGUGAUGGUGGACACUGAUUACAUUUCCUCAUCUAGUGAUGGUGAACAUUGAUGACAUUUCCUCAUCUAGUGAUGGUGGACACUGAUUACAUUUCCUCAUCUAGUGAUGGUGAACACUGGUUACAUUUCCUCAUCUAGUGAUGGUGGACACUGAUUACAUUUCCUCAUCUAGUGAUGGUGGACACUGAUUACAUUUUCUCAUCUAGUGAUGGUGGGCAUUGAUUACAUUUCCUCAUCUAGUGAUGGUGGACAUUGAUUACAUUUCCUCAUCUAGUGAUGGUGGACAUUGAUUACAUCUCCUCAUCUAGUGAUGGUGGACACUGAUUACAUUUUCUCAUCUAGUGAUGGUGAACACUGAUUACAUUUCCUCAUCUAGUGAUGGUGGACACUGAUUACAUUUCCUCAUCUAGUGAUGGUGGACAUUGAUUACAUUUCCUCAUCUAGUGAUGGUGGACACUGAUUACAUUUCCUCAUCUAGUGAUGGUGGACAUUGAUUACAUUUCCUCAUCUAGUGAUGGUGGACACUGAUUACAUUUCCUCAUCUAGUGAUGGUGGGCAUUAAUUACAUUUCCUUAUCUAGUGAUGGUGGACAUUGAUUACAUUUAUCAGUCAGUGAUGACAGACAUACAUUAAAGUUGAUCAUUGUGUCAAGUAUUCGUGAUUUUGUGUUGAUUAUAACCUCCAUGUGAUUCAUUGAUCAAACCUUCAUUUUCACACUUUAUUUAUUACAUUUGUAUGUAUUGACUUGAUGAGAUACAUGUGUAUGCCCCCCUUCAAAGAAGAGGGGCAUAUUGGUUUGUACCUGUCGGUCGGUCGGUCGGUAGACCACGUUGUCCACCCAAUAAUGAUAUUUCAUAUGUAGGUUGGUUAUGAAAAGAAGAGGCCCCCUAUUGUUUUUCAGGUCAAAAGGUUAAAGGUCAAGGGUCAGUCUACUCUGGACAUAGGAAUAUACUGUCCGCUCAAUAUCUUGAGAACCCUUUACUUGACAGACAUCAAACUUGGUACACUGGUAUAUCUUUAGAAAAAGAUUACCCAUAUUGAAUUUGAGGUCCCAUGGUCAAAGGUAAAGGGUCAAACUGGACAUUCGGAUUCACUGUCCUCUCAAUAUAUUGAGAACCUUUGCUUGAUAUAUACCAAACUUGAUACACUGGUACAUGUUCAGGAGUUGAUGACCUCUAUUGAUUUUUAGGUCACAUGGUCAAUCCACUCUUGAUAUAGGAAGAUAUUGUCUGCUCAAUAUUUGAAUUAAUGAUACUACUCUCAUUUAAAUGAUGUGUGUAUAACCUUUUUCAAUUUUGCACCAUGGGUGGGGAGUGGCAUAUUCGUUUUAGAAACAUCUUAUGUCGAUAUAAGUUUUAUGAUGUAUUUUUUAGCUCACCUGAGCGGAAGGCUCAAUUGAGCUUUUCUGAUCACAUUUUGUCCGGCGUCCGUUUGUCUCUCUGUCCGUCUGUCUGUAAACUUUUCACAUUUUCGUCUUCUUCUCUUGAACCACUGGGCCAAUUUCAACCAAACAUGGCCAAAAGCAUUCUUGGGUGAAGGGCUUUCAAGUUUGUUCAAAUGAAGGGCCAUGUUCCUUUCAAAGGGGAGAUAAUCACAAAAAUGCAAAAAUAGGGUGGGGUCAUUUAAAAAUCUUCUUCUCAAGAACCACUGGGCCAGAAGAGCUGAAAUUUACCUGCAAGCUUCCUGACAUAUUGCAGAUUCAAGUUUAUUCAAAUCAUGGCCCCCGGUGAUAGGAUGGCGCCACAAGGAGGAUCAAAGUUUUACAUACAAAUAUAUAGGGAAAAACUUUAAAAAUCUUCUUCUCAAGAACCACUAAGCCAGAAAAGCUAAGAUUUACAUGAAAGCUUCCUGACAUAAUGCAGAUUCAAGUUUCUUCAAAUCAUGGGCCCCUGGGGUUGGAUGGGGCCACAAUAGGGAAUCAAAGUUUUACAUACAAAUAUAUAGAAAAAAUCUUUUAAAAUCUUCUUCUCAAGAACCACUAAACCAGAAAAGCUGAUUUUUACAUGAAAACUUUCUGACAUAGUGCAGAUUCAAGUUUGUUCAAAUCAUGGCCCCCGGGAAUAGGAUAGGGCCCCAAGGGGGGAUCAAAGUUUUACACACAAAUAUAUAGGAAAAAUCUUUUGAAAUUCUUCUUCUCAAGAACCACUAAGCCAGAAAAGCUGAGAUUUACAUGAAAGCUUCCUGACAUAAUGCAGAUUCAAGUUUGUUCAAACCAUGGGCUCUGGGGGUUGGAUGGGGCCACAAUAGGGGAUCAAAGUUUUACAUACAAAUAUAUAGUUAAAAUCUUUUUUUCAAUAACCACUGAGUCAGAAAAGCUGAUAUUUACAAGAAAACUUUCUGACAUGGUGCAGAUUCAAGUUUGUUCAAAUCAUGGUCCCCGGGGGGUAGGAUGUGGCCACAAGUGGAGGGUGAAAGUUUUACAUACAGAUAUAGGAAAACGCUUUAAAAAUCUUCUUCUCAAGAACCAUUGGGCCAAAGAAGUUGACAUUUACAUGAAAGCUUUCUGACAUAGUGUAGAUUCAAGUUUGCAAAGGGUAGUUUGGGCCAUAAUAGGGACCAAGGUUUUACAUGCAAAUAUAUAUGGAAAGUCUUCAGAUAUGGGCCAAGGUGUCUCGGGUGAGCGAUGUGGCCCAUGGGCCUCUUGUUUGCAAAAGAAGUUUCAAUCAUGUAAAUGUUUUAGAUAUUUUCUAUCUGUAUUAUGCAUGUCUGUUAAAAUAAAAAGAAACGAUUGUGUACAUACAAAGACCCAAAGUGUUGUCUUGUUUUAGAUGUGUCUUGAAUCAAGUUUGACCUGUGUUUUGAAUAAGCUUAACAUGUCAAGUAUACUAUCUCAACUUAAAGCAUUCAAUGUAUAAUGACCACAUUUCAUAUCUAACAUUCUAAUUAUUGGAUGGUGGAAUAUUUGUAAUCAUGGUAUCAUUUUGAAGGGUUCAUCAAAUAAAAAUAAUCCACGAUAGGUAUUUUCAAAAUUUUGUUGACUGUUUGAUUUAUUUCACCUAGGAUUUAACAUUGAAGUAUAUGGGGAAAACAUAUUUUAUUUCAAUAAUUUGAAAACAAAUUAUAUUUUCAUACUAAUCUCUUGGUAGAAAGUUACAUACACUUU